Procambarus clarkii (red swamp crayfish) is the source of this 1632-nucleotide messenger RNA. The record is from RefSeq and is a predicted model, not a curated record. Lineage: Eukaryota; Metazoa; Arthropoda; Malacostraca; Decapoda; Cambaridae.
AUGUCUGAAUGUGUUAUUCCGAUGUCUGAAUGUGUUACUCCGAUGUCUGAAUGUGUUACUCCGAUGUCUGAAUGUGUUACUCCGAUGUCUGAAUGUGUUACUCCGAUGUCUAAAUGUGUUACUCCGAUGUCUGAAAGUGUUACUCCGAUGUCUGAAAGUGUUACUCCGAUGUCUGAAAGUGUUACUCCGAUGUCUGAAAGUGUUACUCCGAUGUCUGAAAGUGUUACUUCGAUGUCUGAAUGUGUUACUCCGAUGUCUGAAAGUGUUACUCCGAUGUCUGAAUGUGUUACUCCGAUGUCUGAAUGUGUUACUCCGAUGUCUGAAAGUGUUACUCCGAUGUCUGAAUGUGUUACUCCGAUGUCUGAAAGUGUUACUCCGAUGUCUGAAAGUGUUACUCCGAUGUCUGAAAGUGUUACUCCGAUGUCUGAAAGUGUUACUCCGAUGUCUGAAAGUGUUACUCCGAUUGUUACUCCGAUGUCUGAAAGUGUUACUCCGAUGUCUGAAUGUGUUACUCCGAUGUCUGAAUGUGUUACUCCGAUGUCUGAAUGUGUUACUCCGAUGUCUGAAUGUGUUACUCCGAUGUCUAAAUGUGUUACUCCGAUGUCUGAAAGUGUUACUCCGAUGUCUGAAAGUGUUACUCCGAUGUCUGAAAGUGUUACUCCGAUGUCUGAAUGUGUUACUCCGAUGUCUGAAAGUGUUACUCCGAUGUCUGAAAGUGUUACUCCGAUGUCUGAAUGUGUUACUCCGAUGUCUGAAAGUGUUACUCCGAUCUCUGAACGUGUUACUCCGAUGUCUGAAAGUGUUACUCCGAUGUCUGAAAGUGUUACUCCGAUGUCUGAAAGUGUUACUCCGAUGUCUGAAAGUGUUACUCCGAUGUCUGAAAGUGUUACUCCGAUCCGUAAGCGUCUGAUCCCCAACCUCGAACAUACAGACAUCCAAUUUUCUGAAUAUGGGUUAAAAAAGGCAGUAGGAUCAGGGUCACCAAACCCUCAGCCAGAGGGGUCAGGGGUCACCAAGCCCUCAGCCAGAGGGGUCAGGGGUCAACAAGUCCUCAGCCAGCAGGGUCAGGGGUCACCAAGCCCUCAGCCAGAGGGGUCAGCAAGUCCUCAGCCAGCGGGGUCAGGGGUCACCAAGCCCUCAGCCAGAGGGGUCAGGGGUCACCAAGCCCUCAGCCAGUGGGGUCAGGGGUUCACCAAGCCCUCAGCCAGCGGGGUCAGGGGGUCACCAAGCCCCCAGCCAGAGGGGUCAGGGGUCACCAAGCCCCCCAGCCAGCGGGGUCAGGGGGUCACCAAGCCCCCAGCCAGCGGGGUCAGGGUCACCAAGCCCCCAGCCAGCGGGGUCAGGGUCACCAAGCCCUCAGCCAGCGGGGUCAGGGGGUCACCAAGCCCCCAGCCAGAGGGGUCAGGGGGUCACCAAGCCCCCAGCCAGCGGGGUCAGGGGGUCACCAAGCCCCCAGCCAGCGGGGUCAGGGUCACCAAGCCCCCAGCCAGAGGGACGUGCUACUCCAUCGCUGACCCCAGCACUACAACAUCCUGCACUCCCCCAUUCCCGUCUUACACCUUCUACAUCACCCUAUUACCCCAUGCUCAUUCCACCUAUCGCCGUUUUACACAUUCCCCAUCAUCCCAUUAA